CCCCUUUCUUUUUGUAGAUCUGGAAGGUCAGUUCAGUGUUCAUAUAUAUCCAUGCAUAUAAUGAAUCUGUUAGUAAUUUAUUUGUUUGGAUUUAUGUGCUGGUUGUUUUCUCGUUUAUGGGUUUGUCUAAUAACCCGAAGAGUGUUCUAGUGGAGGGCUUGAAUAUUUGACUGACUCUAUAUCUCCUUCAAUUACUUGAUGCUUCUCUUUUGAAACUAGGGUUUUGAGAAUGUUGUGGAGGGCUUGAAUGUAUGAACCGUUUUGGGGUAGUUGACUAAUAUUUCAUUGUAGCCUCCUCUUUUCGGUCUUUCAUAAGCCUUGAGGCAUGAUUGGUUGACGACGAGAGAGAGCACGCUAGUAAGCAUUCAUGAACAAGAUGUGAUUGUCUACAAGCGUGCUCUCUAUCGUUGUCAUAUGAUAUGCUGUCAAGGCAUGCUUUGUCGUUCUACGGCUGUGCUUACUUACCAAUUUCCAUUACCUGAGGAGCUGAGUGUUCGUAGAAUGGGACAGUCGUUAAAGCUUGGGCUACUAAGUUUGAGAAAUGAGUUCAAGUCUGGGAGCAACCACUCUGUGCCAAUGAUAACAAGAAUGUGCAAUCCAACAAUGCUUAAGUGCUGCAGAAAGAAGGAACAAUGUAUGCCUGCUCGUUUGGAUCCUUGUGCGAGAGAUGAUGGGGAAAGGAUGCGCUGCUGCAUGCCGGCCGUAAAAGCAGUGUCCAUUCUAUUGAACAGCGUAUCUUUGGUUGCCGUUUUGCCUGAAUUGUCUUGGGACAGAUAAGAUCAUGACCAAGCUGAACUUUUUCGGGCACUCUGAAUUGAUCUCUUUAUGAGUGUCUUCACAUCUGGUUUAAUUUUGAAUGUGUUUUGAGUUAGUUAUUGGAGCUAUUUGAAAAUCCUAUGGUUUUCUAUCGUUAUGAAGACAAAUGCGGUUAACCGAUUGGGGCUAGCCUAAUUGACCAUUUUGUUCACUCUCUGUUGACAGGUUAAAGGGUCGAAGUGCAAGAAUGGAGUAUUAGUUCUCUCUCGUCUAUGGAAGCUUUCGUUGUUUUUUCUUUUCUGUAUAUAUGAUGCUAAUGAACUUGAUUUAGUUAUUGCGAAUCUCACGUGAUUACUGUAACUCUUUGAAUGAAAUCCUCCGAAUCGAAUAAAGUAAAAAAUAUGA
Messenger RNA from Rhododendron vialii, 1161 nucleotides. RefSeq lists its product as uncharacterized. The record is from RefSeq and is a predicted model, not a curated record. The transcript has 5 exons. Lineage: Eukaryota; Viridiplantae; Streptophyta; Magnoliopsida; Ericales; Ericaceae. The coding region runs from base 415 to 777 and encodes 120 amino acids.